Closterium sp. NIES-67 is the source of this 4621-nucleotide messenger RNA. NCBI's taxonomy places the organism in Eukaryota, Viridiplantae, Streptophyta, Zygnematophyceae, Desmidiales, Closteriaceae. The record is from the annotation of a GenBank genome assembly.
UAAUUCACCUCAAUCAACCCCAUUGACGGAUGAAGUCAUUCGUACACCCAGGACACGGCCCUUCCGAAACGUAUGAAGUCAUUCGUACGCCCAGGACACGGCCUCAGACGGAAGGUUGAGGGGAUGAUGGGUCGGAGGAACUUCAGUCUUCAGGCGAUCAUGCGUUUUCGUAUCGUAGGAGCAGCAAACAGCGGCUUACGCAAACGCACCCUCUGUCUCUAGCCCCCGAACGUCGCGAGUGACGUCACGAGUGCGAGGCAAUUUCGCUGUGACGUCAUCCUUCUGAGCGAAUUUGAAAGCCCAGGAUUCGUGACUCAAAAUUGUGCCGCAAGUGUCAGCACUUGAAACAGGACGGGAUUCUUCACAGUACUUUCUUAGUGGCUCAAUUUCAUUUUAUUUAGGGGAGAGGGGAGGAGAAGAUUGGCCUGAUAGCAGCCAUGGCGUCAGGUUGGGCUGCGAAAGUGGGGAAUGAGGAGGAAGAGUGGAGCGAUCGGGAGGAGGAUAGUGAAGAGGACACUGAGGAGGAAAAUGAGGAGGAAAGUGAGGAAGAAGAUGAGAAGGAACGAGAGGAGGAGAUUGAGGAGGAGAUUGAGGAGGAGAAUGAGGAGGAAAGUGAGGAGGAAAAUGAAGAGGAGGAGAAUGAGGAGGAGGAAAAUGAAGAGGAGGAAUUAGGGAGAGAUGGUGAAGGGAGGGAGCAGCGAGGCCACACAGGGGUGGGAUGCGAUGGGGGGAUUGGGGAGGCGAUGGAGGUGGUUGAGCAAGGGACGCUCGUAGAGGAGGAAAAGGAGGGGGAGGAGGGAGAGGAAGGGGAGGAGGGAGAGGAAGGGGAGGAGGAGGGAGAAGAAGAGGAGGAAGAAGAGGAGGGAGAGGAGGGAGAGGAAGGAGAGGAGGGAGAGGAGGGAGAGGAGGGAGAGGAGGGAGAGGAGGGAGAGGAGGGAGAGGAGGGAGAGGAGGGAGAGGAGGGAGAGGAGGGAGAGGAGGGAGAGGAGGGAGAGGAGGGAGAGGAGGGAGAGGAGGGAGAGGAGGGAGAGGAGGGAGAGGAGGGAGAGGAGGGAGAGGAGGGAGAGGAGGGAGAGGAGGGAGAGGGGGUAGAGGAACGGCAAAAUGAUAUCUCUCAGUCACACAAAGAUCCCUGGGGAAAACUUCAAGCCCCCCCUUCCCACAUACAGAGCUCGCGCACUCUGCUGGCCCUCCGAACCGCGGCGCAGGCGCAAGCAGGGGCGGGGCAGGGGAGAGGUGGGAUGUUGCGCGGACCAGGGGGGCAGUUCCUGUCGUCAACCCCCAAAAAGGCUGCUGAAGGUGCUGAAGGUGCUGGUUUUGCUUGUUUUGCUGGUGUUGCUGGGAAGGUGGAGGGGACAGGCAAGAAGAGUGGUGGAGCAAAGAUUGCUCGCCGCUCGGCCCGCCCUCGUAGUAGUGGCGCUGGGGGUGGUGAUGGUGGUGGCGGUGGGGGUGGUGGUGGUGGCGGUGGUAGUGGCGGUGGGGGUGGUGGGGGUGCUGCUGCUGCUGCAGCUGGCGACAGUGCCACUGCCUCUCCCAGCAGCUUGAAACAGCAGCAGCAGCAGCAGCCGAUGCAGGAAGAGAAGGAGGGGCAAAGGAAUCGCAGAAAGACUGCAACCCCUAAAAGAGGUGGAGCCGCCUCUGCUGCUGCUGCUGCUGGUGCUGCUGGUGGUGCAGCUGGCGCUGCUGCUGCACCCGACACGUCCCUCCCUGCCUUCCGCUUCACAACGAAAUACGAGUGGCGGCACUUGGACUACGGCAACGAUCUCACCGCGCUAACCUCGGACGGGCGGCGGGGACGCAGCGCUGCCCGCGGGCUGGGGUUUCAGGGCGGCAGCAUUCGGCUGCAAGUGGUGCACCGGCAGAUGCUGAGGCGGCUUCUAAGGAGGAUGAUGUUUAGAGGGGAGGUAGAGCAGGCAGCAGGGGUGCUGGCGGCGCUUAUGGAUGCGGAUAAAGACGCUGAGGUCACCAGAAGGGCAGUGGAUGAGCCCAUAUGGCUGGAAUCACAGCAAGCGCUGCUGCUGCUGCGAGAGCUCUGGCGCAUGGGCAGCAGGGGCGGGGGCAGUGGCGUUGGUGGUGGUGGUGGGAGAUACAGCGGCGGUGGCACUGGUGGGGGCAGCAACAGUGAGCGGCGGAGGGCAGAGAGGAGGCGACUGGUAGUGUUCGUGCGGGCGAUAGCACUGAAGCAGGAGGAUGACCGGCGCAAGGGGCAGAUGCUGCUGGAUCUAGCCAAGUGCCAGAUGGAGACCAACGAGUUCGACGCUGCCUUCCAAACGCUGCAGACAGUGGUUAAUCUCCCUCCCUACCGCUCCGACCCCUCCCCUCUGCUCUUCUGCGGCCUCAUCCUGCACUCACACUGGCUCUCCGCCGCCCAGAAGGACAUCUUGCAACUCCCUUCUGGCCAUGCUGAUCACGGUUCAGAUGACAUGGAUAUGGAUGUGGAUAUGGAUGGGUCAUGGAGGGACCAUGGUGCUGCUAGUCCCUCUGCAGCAGCUGCUGCUGAUUGUGAUGAUGCUGAUGGUCAUCGUGCUGACGUGGACUUGCCGGAGCUGGCGCUUUUAACCCAAUUGGAGAGGAGAAAGAGGAGGAGGGAGGGGGAGGAUGGAUCAAGGGGGGGAGGCUUUAGAAAAAGCGGCUCAAGACAGCAACAGGCGGCACAAGAGGUUGAAGAGGAGAGGGGCAAUGAUGAGAGGGAUGACGCGGGGAAUGCAGAGAGUGGCAAGGAGGGCGAGUGGGUGGAUACGGCAUUGAUGCUUUACGGCCCAGAUGAAAAUGACAGCAGCUGUUCCUUCAAUGACGAUACUCUAAAUGGGAAGCCAUAUGAAGCCAUUUCCCCCCUCCGGAUCUCUCCGAAACAUACUCCCCCCUCCGGAGCUCUCUUCACAGUAGAUUGCUCCUUAGAGGAGGCAUGGGAUGCGAGUGUGCAAGAGGCGAGGAGCGGCGCUCUGGCUGCUAGCCUGUUCAAGGCGUUCGGGGAGGCGCAGAAGGUGAUGGCGGGGGGGAGAGAGAGGGGAGGGGAGGACGGGGAGGAUGGGGAGGACGGAGAGGAAGAGGAGGAGGAGGAGGGGGAGGAAGAGGAGGAGGGGGGAGGGGGAGGAGGGGGGAGAGGAGGGAGGGUGAGUGUGAUAGAGGAGACGUUCGCUUGGAGGGUGUGGAGGAAGGGAGGGGGAGGAGGAGGAGGGGAGGGUGAAGCAAGGACAGAGAUGGAGGGGAGUGGGGAGAGUGGUCUGGGACGAGGCAAGGCUGCAAGGAGAAUUGACACGAGAGAGCCUCCAAAAUACGCUGUGCCAUGGACAUACGAUCUCGACCCACUCAUCUGUCCGCUCAUCCUCCCUCCUCCUCCAUCCCCCUCCACCCCAUUCCGACUGCCUCCUCUCUCCCGCCGCUCCCUCGAGCUCUCUCGAGAGGCGGCCUCCUUUCUCAUGCGCACCCUGCAAGCAGAUCCCUUGUGCAUCCCAGCCCUAGUGCCUCUAGUUCAGAUCCUGGUGGCGCAGGGUGGCAGAGGAGUGAGGGUGGCCCUUGCCUUGCUGCACCUCUCGUGCAUGCCUGCUGUCGCACGAUCGAUACAUCCAUUCAGAAUCCGCUCCUUGCUGCUCGAGAGUGUCAAGCCACAGGAGUCCCUCUCAAGCUCGGCCCCCUCCACCUACUCCACCUCCCACUCCCCCUCUGACUCCCUCACUCACUCCCUCACUCUGCUGCAAUGCCAUCUGGAGGUGCUGCGGCUCAUGCCAUCCUGCUCGCAUGCCAUGCGGGGCGUACUCAAGCUGGGGCUGGCAGGCACAUGCAGCCCAACACUUCUGAUGGGCACUCUGGCAGUGCAUUUGGAUGCCCUUGCUGCUAACAGCGGGUCUCUGCCUGCAUGGUGGGGGCUGGCAGGGAGCAUCAAGGCCGUGUGGCUCUCAGCGUUUCCUGGUGAGGCUGGUGGAGCAGCAGCAACAGCAGCAGCAGGAACAGCAGUCGCAGGGGGGGCAACAGCAGCAGCAGGGGUAGGAGGGAGAGAUGGUGCAGGCAGAAGGGAAGCAGCAGCAGCAGCGAGGGAAGUGAGGGCGAGAGAAGCGGUGUUGCGGGUGUGGUGGGAGAGGCGGGAGAGGUGGAAGGGGAUGCACUUUGAUAUUGGGCAUGUGAAGAGACAACUGGCGGCAGUUCAACGGUUACAAGGCAGUAGAAGCAACAGCCUUGCAAAGGAGAGGCUUUUAAAGAGGAUGAAAGCAGUGCUCACAUGGAAGGCCUCAGCUUCCCUCCUCCUGUACGGACCUCAUAGCAACGACACUCACAGUAACAGUAACAACUGUAACCCGUAUGCGUUUGCCGUAGAAGAGGGCAUGCGGAGCUGGCCAGCAUCAUGGCACGAGGAAGUCUAUGGGGAGUACAGAAAUAUUGCUGCAAGCUUGCCAGCCUUACCCUCCUGGCAACCACUAGUGGCAGACGGAUGGAAGAGGCUUGGAUUGGGAGAAACACUGCUUUUAGACAUGUAAAGAGGGUUCGUUUGUAGUAAUAGUUGGGUGGAAGAGGAUUGAACAGGGAGAAACGUUAUCGAAAUAAGUAGUAGUUGAGUUGAAUAGAAGGAUACAGGGGUAUAUAGACUAGGGGUUGUACCCUCUAAGGAACAAUCCAGUAUAGUCUA